AUGUCGCCUCUUAGCGAAUCCCAUGGACUUACAAGCAGCUCACAAGCCAUCGGCGGAGAAAUUGCUUUACAUCCUGUUUCCAGCUUUUAUUCUCAUACAUCCUCAACCAGGAAAAAUAGUUGGCCGACUCAGCACCAACAAGAGCAAUCUUCACGUCAAUCAGCUUCGCAACGGAACAGGUCGUUGAUUAGUGCUCAUGAGCCUUUGGAUUUUCCUCGAGCAGGUACUACUCAUUCAGAUCAUCACGGUUCUUCGACCACUGCCGACUCUGGGGCCUGGUGGAAGGUGCAUCUGUUCCGUGGAAUGAUUCAAGAUAUCAAGCGGAGAGCACCUUAUUACUGGAGUGAUUGGACCGAUGCCUGGGAUUAUCGAGUCAUACCAGCUACGGUCUAUAUGUAUUUUGCAAACAUUCUUCCUGCUCUGGCUUUCUCGCUAGAUAUGUUUGAAAAGACACACCAGAGCUAUGGAGUCAAUGAGGUUCUGUUGGCCUCUGUCCUUGGCUCUGUGGUGUUCUCUGUCGCUGCGGCACAACCAUUGGUUAUCGUUGGCGUGACUGGUCCUAUUACGGUCUUUAACUAUACUGUAUACGACAUCAUGACCCCUCGAGGAACAAAUUACCUAGCAUUUAUGUUUUGGAUUGGACUUUGGUCUCUGAUAUUCCACUGGAUCCUUGCUAUAACCAAUGCUUGCAACGGCUUGACAUAUGUGACGCGGUUCUCGUGUGACAUCUUCGGCUUCUACGUUGCAUUUAUAUACCUACAGAAAGGGAUCCAGGUCCUAACUCGUCAAUGGGGUAUGGCAGGCGAGACGUCAGCUUACCUUAGUAUCAUGGUUGCUCUUCUCGUCCUGAUGUCCGGCUACCUCUGCGGUAUGCUAGGGGAAAGUACGCUUUUCCAGAGAUAUGUGCGAAAAUUCAUCGAGGAUUACGGCACGCCUUUGACCAUUGUGUUUUUCACGGGAUUCGUACAUAUCGGUCAUAUGAGGGAUGUCUCCGUUGAGACAUUACCGACUUCCAAAGCAUUUUUCCCUACGGCGGAUCGCAGCUGGCUUGUUAGUCUGUGGGAUAUUAGUGUUGGUGAGGUGUUUUUGGCAAUCCCAUUUGCUAUUUUGCUUACCAUCUUAUUCUACUUUGAUCACAACGUAUCUUCUCUCAUUGCACAAGGUACAGAAUUUCCCCUCCGCAAACCAGCUGGUUUCCAUUGGGAUCUUUUCCUUCUGGGCCUGACGACUGGCGUCGCUGGCCUUUUAGGAAUACCUUUCCCCAACGGCCUGAUUCCACAAGCCCCGUUCCAUACCCAAGCACUCUGUGUGACGCGACAAGUGUCUGAUGACGACGAGACCAACAAAGGCCGACCAAUUCGCAUCACAGAUCAUGUCGUAGAGCAAAGAGUCAGCAAUCUCGCCCAGGGACUUCUCACCCUCGGCACAAUGACCGGUCCCCUCCUCGUGGUCCUACACCUAAUACCCCAAGACGUCCUGGCAGGACUCUUCUUCAUAAUGGGCGUCCAAGCCCUUCAAGGAAACGGCAUAACCCAAAAACUCAUCUUCCUCGCCCAAGACCACACUUUCACACCCGGCUCCAACCCGCUAAAACGCCUCGAACGAAGAAGCGCAGUUUGGGCCUUUGUGAUUCUGGAACUGCUCGGGUUCGGCGCGACGUUUGCAAUUACUCAGACUAUUGCGGCGAUUGGGUUCCCAGUUAUUAUCUUGUUGCUUAUACCGGUUCGCUCGUUUCUGUUACCGCUUUGGUUUAGAGAUGAGGAGCUUGCGACGUUGGAUGCGCCGACUGCGAGUCCAUUUACUAUGGAGUCUGUGGGUGGGACUUAUGGACAUGUUGAAAUGGAUGAUCGGCCAAUUAGCAGAGGAGGUACAGUCCGUGGUACUGGUGGUGACGGUGGUAUAUUAGUGGGAAAUGACGGUCGUAGCUCGGAAGAAUCUGCUGUGGAAGAUGAGCUUGAAAGAGGAGAGUUGAAUCAGGUGUCGUCAAGACUGAGUGCAAGGAAGAGGAGCACGACUAAUACGAGUACAGUAGAACCUGGCUAUAACGAAAGAAAGGCCACUCCACAUUUCUACUGACAUCAACUAGAGUGUCUUUAAUAUGGGACUGAAGAGCAUCGAAUUUGUUAAUACUAAAAUGGAUUAAUAUAUUGGAGAUGCCCUUCAUCCCCAAAUCGAACUCUGUUUAGGAUAUAUGGGCUUAGGCCCUGAGAGGUCUUCUGUUCAUUCUAACCAGGUCCUACUGUAUAAGGGAAUAGUCUUAGUAUGGAGAUAUGGGUAGAUGUUUGUUCAAUUCGCUCAUUCCCUGGCUAUAUUUCUCCAACAUAGGCAAGGUCGUACAAAGCAGCUCUUACUGUAUUUAGUGGUUAUCCAGGAGUAUGAAUGUGUCCUUGGUAACAUC
This is a messenger RNA of Talaromyces stipitatus ATCC 10500, 2398 nucleotides long. Its product is annotated as anion exchange family protein. Bases 1 to 2076 code for a protein of 691 amino acids. The transcript has 6 exons. The record is from RefSeq and is a predicted model, not a curated record. NCBI's taxonomy places the organism in Eukaryota, Fungi, Ascomycota, Eurotiomycetes, Eurotiales, Trichocomaceae. Gene Ontology annotation, molecular function: solute:inorganic anion antiporter activity; borate efflux transmembrane transporter activity. Gene Ontology annotation, biological process: transmembrane transport; monoatomic ion homeostasis; monoatomic anion transport. Gene Ontology annotation, cellular component: fungal-type vacuole; plasma membrane.